Adineta ricciae is the source of this 3648-nucleotide messenger RNA. Lineage: Eukaryota; Metazoa; Rotifera; Eurotatoria; Adinetida; Adinetidae. The record is from the annotation of a GenBank genome assembly.
AUGCAAAUGCCUUUUCUCAAAGAUUACUUUCUCAAUUUAAAUCUCUUCGAACCGCGUCCUGAAAGUAACGAAGUACAGGAUAAUCAAACGCGUCGUUGGAAUCUUCUCACAACUCGAGUGUAUCUUAUAGUUCUUCUAUCGACUCUCAUUGUAAUCGCCUUGUUUUUAUCGCUGACGAGUCAAACGACAAUAGUCAAAGUGGAAUUUCCAACCAAGCAGCAAUUCGAGAAACUUCCUUCAAAUGCCCGGUGUCCUUGUUCUCAAAUCUCUUUCCCACAUAGCAAAUUCGUUUCACUCCAAACAACUUUCCAUCAAGUUUGCUCCAGUGACGUAAUUUCUGUUCGAUGGUUCCAAGCGAUAAAUCUUCGAGCAAACGCUACUUAUUUUCCUCGAGGCGAUUUUCAAACAUUCGGUAGCGCUCAAUUUCAAGCACUUGCUGGUUUCUGUCGUUUAGCCAAAGCUAAUAUCGAGCAAGCCAUCAACUCCUUCUAUCUCCGUACAUUCCUAACCCCUCAAGUGCUAUCUGACACCGAUCUUCAAUCAAAAAUUCAAGCAUUGAUCGCUGAACUUCAAUCAACAGCACCAAAUACUUUCAAUGGUUUACUACGAUUAGUUAAUGACAUGAUCCGAACGAAUGAACUAAUGAAUGGAUUACUAACCGUUGCGACCUAUAGAUACUAUUUCUUAUCCCAGAAUAACGUUAAUCUUGCUAGAAUAGGCAUUGGAUACAUACAAGCUGAUGGAUAUUGGUGUACAUGUCAAAUUAAACUUUGUCUGUGGAGUCCUUCAGGCAUACACCAAGUAUUCAAUCGAUCUGUAGAACCAUUUCCGGCAAUUCUUCUUUGGCAAAUACCGGGAAUCUCAUCAGGCUGUCUCCCUGUGCAUUCAAUUCUUCUUUCCGAUCUAGAAUGUUUCUAUAAUCAAACGUGUGUGAAUAAACUUGUUUCAUAUUUCCCGAUAACGAAUGAAACAUUCGUAGCAAUGAAUGCCACCAAACGAAGUCGCUUCCAUCCAAAUUCUACCGUAAAAUCUGUAGUCGAUGAACUGAUGAUCGAAGAUUGGAUAACAAAUAUUUCCUAUGAAAACUAUUAUUCUCAAUGUGCCCCAAAAUUAUGCACAUUCUAUGAAACCUCUCGGCACAAGAAGAUGUACGUCAUCACAAAACUUAUUAGUCUAAUGGCUAGUUUAGCGAUUGGGUUCAAAUUAAUUAUUCCCAUUGUUAUGCGAGCUGUCCGAAUGUUAACAGAUCGAACACCACGACCACAAACAUCUGUUUGUGCUCGUUGUCAACGACUUCUUCGAAAUAGUCGAAAGGUACUCAUCGAAUUGAAUAUCUUCAGACAUUAUCCAAGCACUAACCGACAAAUACGCUAUGAACGUUAUGCUACUCGAGCCUACAUCUUGUUGAUUCUCAUCACAAUCUCGAUUUUAACGAUUUAUAACCUCUCACAAAGAUCGAUUCGUUCGAAAACAAUUGUUUAUCCAAACGAAUCAGAGUAUCUUCAACUACAACAAGAUCACCCGCAUAGCCUUUCGUGCCCGUGCUCUUCAAUUUCGACGCCGUACGGAACUUUUAUUCAACUUCGACCUUAUUACCAUCAGCUAUGUGCAAGCGAUUUACUUUCGGAAAAAUGGAUGAGUUACACAUACUAUUUGAAAUCUGACGCGUCGUUUUUUCUUGAUUAUCGUGGCACUGCCAACACUCAUUUUCAAACCUUAUCAACGUUUUGUCAAGAAGCUCAGCAAACAAUCAAGGAUGCACUUCGAAUAUUCUUUCAAACAGAACUUGUAAGUUUUCAAGUUCUUUCUCCUCGUUCAUUUCAGUUUCAAAGCAAUUCACUGAUUGAAAAUUGGAAAUCAACUACAAUCAAUACAUUCGUGCGUACGGUUCAAUUAGUUCGUGAAAUAACCCACGGGAAUCAAUUAUCCAAUGGUGGAUUCAACUCAAUCGCUGAUGUUAAUCCCAAUACUGGAAAGACGACAUUACAAUCACGAUCUUAUGGCCCUUGUAAUUGCGCUUUGGCUCGAUCAUGUCGUGUCCAAGCCGGUAUUUAUCAAAUCAAUGAAUUUUACAGUCGAAAUAGGACAUAUUCAGUUCCUAAUUUCUUUCUUGGUUGUCAAACAAUCGAAGCACUACUUCUCUCGACAUUACAAUGUUUCUAUAAUCUCUCGUGUAUGUUGACAAUUCAUAAUCAAUCAGCUGGAGUCGCUUCACAACCUUUUACAUUUUCUCCACUGAAUGAGAAACUUAAUCCACCAAAUGAAACAAUCGAAUCCAUUGUUAAUCGACUAAUGGUUGAUCAAUGGUUUUCAAAUUAUUCGUUUUCGUUGUAUUAUCACAAAUGUGCUCCAUCGUUCUGUACAUUCGAAUUCGAAGCUCAUCAGAGUUUCGGAUAUGUCACUGGUACCAUUCUGAGCAUCUACGGAGGUCUAUCACUCGGACUGAAGAUUGUCAUCUGGAUUGGUCUUCGAUGUCUUAAACAAAUUAUGCAGCACAUCACGUCGAGAUUAGUUAUGUGGCAUUCAAUUCGACGUGCGUUUACUCUGAAUGAUAAGCGCAAAGUCAUUCGUCGAUUACAUUUCAUUCUGGUUAUAAUCAUGCUUUGUAUUUUCUACGGUAUAACGAAUUUUACAAUUUAUACAAAGACUGUAGGGAUGAAGAACAUUACGUUAACUAGUUAUAAAGAGCUACUCGAACAAUCCCACGAUUUGCUACAGUGCUCGUGUUCGCGAAUUUCGAUAAAAUAUAAAUCGUUUCUUACUAUUCAACCGCGUUUUCACCAGAUAUGUUCGAGUGAUUUCGUUUCCAAUCAAUGGAUUUCGUAUCUAUACAACCUUAGCGUUCGGAUAAACGAAUUUGAUCCAGCUGAUUUUUAUCAUACAGCCAGCGGACAGUUCCAGCUACUUCAAUCGUUAUGCAAACUAUCCGAAGAAACAUUAAAUCAAUCGCUGAUUCAACUAGGCGAAAGCGACUUCAUUAAUACUGAACUUCUAUCUCCGGAUUUAUUAGAAAAUCGAAUUCAAUCAACCAUCAACGAAUUCCAACUAACAAUGCCGAAUUUAUUUAUCAAUACUCUCUCCUUAAUUCGCGAGAUGAUCGGAACGAAUAUGAUACUAACAGUAUUUUCUACUAACUGGCUAAUUGAAACACCAUCUGUUCUAUUCCACGGAAAAUUUGCUCAUACAAUUCCAAUAGAUUACCAAGAAUGCAAUUGCGCAGUGUCAUUUAAAUGUGUGUCUCCAUCUCGUGGCAUGCUUGCUGGCUGCUAUCCACUUGAAGCUAUGCUCCAAUCUACACUCGAAUGUCUCUUCAUUCCAAUGUGUAUUCCCGUCAUGUAUAAUUUCAAAGUGUUGGACAUUUCUUCAGUUAAUUCAAGUCGUUUUGCUCUGAACGCGACCGUCGAAUCGAUUAUUGAUAAACUAAUGGUUGAAGAACUCUCAAGCAAAAUGUCCUAUGACGUAUACUUUAAUCAAUGCGCACCAUUAUCCUGUAGUUAUUCAUAUGAUGAUAAAAAUGACGUAGUCGAAGGAAUUACAACUUUAAUUGGUCUCUACGGUGGUUUAUCAAUUAUGUGUCAGUUACUUUCGAUAUUCAUUAUCAAACAAGUUUUAUGUCCAGUGCGACAAAUUAACCCAACGACACGUUAA